CCUUAAUUUAUCAGCACUUUCGGUGGGUCUUGCUGAAAAGUGGUGCCUUGAUCCCACAACACAGUCACGAGGAGAGCUCCAGCUGCCGCCGAGGGGGCUGGGGCCGGGGCUGGGGCUGUCCCCGGACGUGCCAGCACCGGGCUGGCCGUGUCCCCGUCCCCAGGCACGCGGGCCGGGCAUUCCUGGGGGGCCGGGCGUGCGGGGCUGCCGGGGCCGGCCCCAGCCCCCUAUAUCAGCCCUGCCCCAGCCCCUAUAUCAGCCCUGCCCCCGGCAGCGCCGGCACAGUGACAGCGACAGACCCUGCCCCUGCCCAGCCAUGGAUGACAUCUACAAGGCAGCGGUUGAGCAGCUGACAGAAGAGCAAAAAAAUGAGUUCAAGGCUGCCUUUGACAUCUUCGUGCUGGGGGCAGAGGAUGGCUGCAUCAGCACCAAGGAGCUGGGGAAGGUGAUGAGGAUGCUGGGGCAGAACCCCACCCCUGAGGAGCUGCAGGAGAUGAUAGAUGAGGUGGAUGAAGAUGGCAGCGGCACCGUGGACUUCGAUGAGUUCCUGGUGAUGAUGGUGCGGUGUAUGAAAGACGACAGCAAAGGAAAAACCGAGGAGGAGCUCUCAGACCUCUUCAGGAUGUUUGAUAAAAAUGCUGAUGGCUACAUCGACCUUGAGGAGCUGAAGAUCAUGCUGCAGGCAACAGGAGAGACCAUCACUGAGGAUGACAUAGAGGAACUGAUGAAAGAUGGGGAUAAAAACAACGAUGGCAGGAUUGACUAUGAUGAGUUCCUGGAGUUUAUGAAGGGGGUUGAAUAAAUCUGAGGCCAGAUGGACAGCUUGAAUCUCCUAAACCCUCCAGCUCUGCAUCUCAUCUCCUUGACUCAGUCCCCUGGCUACCAGCAUGAAGACUGAGUGCUGAGAAGGGUGGCCAGGGGGAAAUAAAACCUGUUAAUACCCAGUG
Zonotrichia albicollis (white-throated sparrow) is the source of this 947-nucleotide messenger RNA. RefSeq names its product troponin C1, slow skeletal and cardiac type (gene TNNC1). Gene Ontology annotation, molecular function: calcium ion binding. Lineage: Eukaryota; Metazoa; Chordata; Aves; Passeriformes; Passerellidae. Gene Ontology annotation, cellular component: myosin II complex. The record is from RefSeq and is a predicted model, not a curated record.